UCCAAGAUGACCUCCGAGUAUGGAAAGGAAAACUUGGAAAAUUUAGUGAAACUGAAAUUUACUUCCCAAAGAACGAUUUUUCUGAAGAUAAAAUUGUGUAUGUUUUGUAGUGCAGAAGAUACAUCAGCUUGCUUAGAGAAAUUUAUCUGUUUCUUCAAAGUCUUUUCUCAAGAAACCAAUGAUUAAAAGAAUAAUCUGUAUUCCAACAUCUUUCAGAAAAAAAACCUGGCCAUAUCUAAACUUAGGUCAGAAAAUUAAAAUGUUACUUGGUUAGAUGAACUUGAGACAAUCUACCUAUAACUCAAAAUAUGAUUCUUAGUUUUAUCUAAACUAAGAUAAAUAUCCCUCUAACAUUACCAUUUUUAUUUCGAAGAAAAGAGACUACGAACCUUAAUGAUUCAAUGAAGCGUUUAAUGAAAAUUAGAAAACUAUGCAACUUAAUUUCAUUAGCUUUAAAAAUUAAAGAAAAAUAGUCAAUGAUGCAAAAUUUCUUUCGACAAAUAAGCAAGUUGAAUGCUUCUAUUUUGAAAGAUAAGUUUGGUAGAUGUUAAUGUGCUUAUAAUGUUGAACAAAGUAUCAGUUGAAGCUGAGAACUUGGACACUAUCAAUUCAUCAUGGCUAAAUCAUGUCCUAAUAUUGGAGGAGUCACAAAUCUUAAACGAAUCUCUUGCAUAUUGGAAUGCGACUUCAGGCGAAAACUACUCUUCGAGUUGGCAAUCCUUGGAACAUGCUCCUUAAACCUUCUACGUUAAUUAAAGGAGUGGUCCUUCUGAUAUUGGGACUUGCUGCCUUAUUGGGAAACGUGGCAACUCUCAUUUCAAUAACUCGAAGAGGCAGACAGCAUUCUUCGACGGUUUACCUUCUCCUUCUUCAUCUAUCUGUUGCGGACUUAGUAGUGACAGUAUUUUGCAUCGUCGGGGAGGCCUUUUGGACACUAACUGUGCAAUGGUAUGGUGGCGACUUCCUUUGCAAGCUAUUCAAAUUCCUGCAGAUGCUGGGACUUUAUUUAUCCACCUUCAUACUGGUAGUGAUAGGAUUUGACAGACUAUGCGCUAUUCGUUUUCCAAUGAGAAGGAUCAAGGCAAGGAUGAAUGUUCGCAGGGCUAUAGUGGGCGUCUGGGCACUAAGUAGUGUGCUUUCUGCUCCACAGGCAGUUAUCUUCAGAGUGGCUAAGGGUCCUUUCCUGGAAGAAUUCUACCAGUGCGUGACAUAUGGCUUCUACACAGCAGCAUGGCAAGAACAGCUGUAUACAUCCAUCAGCCUCUUUUGCAUGUUUAUUGUGCCUCUGUGUAUCCUCAUCGCAACAUACGCCACAACAUUUGCUACUAUUGUUAAUUCUGGUAAGUGUUCUUACCUCAUUGCCAACCAUUUACAUGUAAGUAAAGCUCGUGUAUUUGGAGGACCUCUGGAAGAUUCCAGACGCAAACUUCUUCGCAAGGCAAAGAUUAAAUCUCUGUGGAUCACUGUAGUAAUCGUAUUGACUUUUAUUGUCUGUUGGACACCUUACUAUAUCAGCAUGGUCAUAUCUGUGUUUCUGGAUCCGGAUGAUCAGCUCGGGCAAGAACUCCACGAUGUCAUAUUUUUCUUCGGUAGUUCCACGGCAGUAUUGAAUCCCAUCAUCUACGGAGCCUUUCAUUUACGGAAAAAUAAUGGAUUGUCCUCGAGUAGUCGAAAUAGCUCCAGACUUGAGACAUCUUUGUCCAUCUUAAGGAAAGUUAGAACUGGGCAAGCAAACAGAAUCCAUGCAGUCCGUGUACAGUUGUUCUAAAUGUUAAGCUAAUGAAAAUCAGUUAAGAUUUUAUAACUAUUUAGUCCUUUCCUCGAUGUAAUUUAUGCAUGAAUGUUUUCGUCCUGACAAUCAGAUAGUUAUUUGGGAGAACAAAAUGGUAAAUUUAAGCAUAAACUAUUGCUAUUAGUUCUGGAGUACAAACAGCUGUAAUUUUUACGGUUAGCUUUCUAGUAUUUGGCAAACGUAAAUUAAACGCAUUCACUAAAUUGUGAUGGUAAAAACUACGAAAUAGAUUUCCCAUCAUUGAGAUUCCCGACCACAUUUUCUUUAACAUUCAGAAACUUUUGAUGUGAAAUUUGAUAUUCUGACAUCUUGUUAACUCAGACAUUCAGUAAAUUUACGUAAGCCUUUCGUGUAAUAGUUACUCUUGCUUGUGAUUCGUUAUAUAGAUGUUAAAAUCAACUGAAUAUCACAGCUAGCUCAUUAAAGCCAAUAACUAAAUUCCUUUUUUACUCAGCUCUCUGGUACUUGCAAUUUGUAGUAAUUUAUAGUCAAAGGCUUCACAGCUGAUUCAGAGGUUAAUUGGAGAUCCAGGUUCCUUUUAGAAAAAUUGCUAUGUUUCGACAUUUCUACACUCUCUUUCAAUUCUUGAAAACGUUUCACAACUAAACCCAAAUAAACUUUCAAUUGCGAAAUUUUGGUUAAUAAAACAAAUUAUAAAUAAAGUCAAAUUAAACUGUAAUAUAAAGCAAUUUCUGUAAGGACAUUGCAUUGCAUGGGUUUAAAAUUGUCACUAAAAUUAAAUAAAUGUCAACCUCAAAACUAUACAAGAUUCUCAAAGUUUUAGUACAUGUAUUGAUAGGUUGUGAUCUUUGUAUGUAACGCUUUGAGUAAACUGAAAUUAUUUAAUUGUAAGUGUGGCUGUUAAUGACCGUUAAAUUCCCAAAGUAGCAUCUUUUAACGUCUUCAGUAGUAAACUGUUUAUAAACUCUUUAGCACCGGAACAACGUUUAGCUAAUGAGAUCCAAGUUACUGGAUUAACUGCAAAGAUAAUAAUGUUUAGUCUUAGAAAAAUGUAAAAGAAAAAAUUGAAAAUAUUCUCCCUCCUAAAACUUUGAAUAGUUUCUUUUAAAAAUCUUUUGAAGCGGUAUUUUGUUUUAGCUUGUAAAAUCCUGCUUUACUUUGUGAAUUCUGGUUUAUGCAAUUUAGAAUUGGAAAUAAUAAUAGAUUUAUGUAUUAGUAAAAUUGCUCUAACAUUUUUUUAUGAAGUCAUCCUUGUAAUUUCAUAACAAAGAAAUUCUUUUGUGGUAGACUCGAAG
Messenger RNA from Stegodyphus dumicola, 3048 nucleotides. Its product is annotated as gonadotropin-releasing hormone receptor-like. Gene Ontology annotation, biological process: neuropeptide signaling pathway. Gene Ontology annotation, cellular component: plasma membrane. Lineage: Eukaryota; Metazoa; Arthropoda; Arachnida; Araneae; Eresidae. The record is from RefSeq and is a predicted model, not a curated record. Gene Ontology annotation, molecular function: corazonin receptor activity.